Molecule: messenger RNA, 441 nt
Organism: Colletotrichum gloeosporioides
Lineage: Eukaryota; Fungi; Ascomycota; Sordariomycetes; Glomerellales; Glomerellaceae
Exons: 2
Coding region: 1-441 (146 amino acids)
Cellular component (GO): cytosol
Molecular function (GO): deaminase activity
Source: RefSeq, a predicted model, not a curated record
AUGUCUCACUUGACCUACUACACGUACCAAGGCUUCGGGUCAGACAACCUCAAGUCACAUGCGUACAAUCAAGCUGUGCGCAUGGAAAAUCAAAUCUUCAUUUCUGGUCAAGGUGGCCACGACAGAGUCACUGGCAAACAUUCUAGGGAUAUCGACGAGCACAUUGACCAAGCAUUCGAAAACGUCGACUUUGUCUUGAGAGAUGCUGGUGGGAAGGGCUGGGAGCAGGUCUUCAUCGUGAGGUCAUACCACAUUCACCUCACCGAUGAGGCACAGGCAGCAAUGGUCAGAAACUUCAAAAAAUGGAUGCCAAACCAUAAGGCGCUUUGGACCUGUGUGGGGGUUACGAGACUAGGGUCGGGUGGCAUGCAGGUCGAAAUUGAGGUCGUAGCUCACGACCCUGAAGGGGCUGCGGCAGCAAAAGCAAAGGAACAAGCUUGA